Molecule: messenger RNA, 276 nt
Organism: Ceutorhynchus assimilis (cabbage seed weevil)
Lineage: Eukaryota; Metazoa; Arthropoda; Insecta; Coleoptera; Curculionidae
Source: the annotation of a GenBank genome assembly
AUGGAUAUGACGAGCAGAAGAAGGAGUGUGAACUUCUCGGAAGAAGAAAUUGCUGCACUGACUGCAUUUGUAGAAACCUACAAGCACAUUUUAGAAAAUGAGAAAACUGAUGCAGUCACAAUGAAAGAAAAGGAUGAUAUGUGGGAAAUAGUGGCAUCUGAAUGGACUGAAUGGGCAGAGUCUAGAUUCACUCCACGAACAGGAAAGAAGUUGAGGGAAAAAUGGAAGAACAUCAAAAAAGAUGUGAAAAUAAAAAUUCCAAUAAUUUUGCAAUAA